This is a messenger RNA of Mycena indigotica, 1461 nucleotides long. RefSeq lists its product as uncharacterized. The transcript is spliced from 6 exons. The record is from RefSeq and is a predicted model, not a curated record. The coding region runs from base 1 to 1461 and encodes 486 amino acids. Lineage: Eukaryota; Fungi; Basidiomycota; Agaricomycetes; Agaricales; Mycenaceae.
AUGAACGGCAGCAAAUUAUUUUCUCGUUUCUGGCGGGAUGGGCCCAGCACCAACUCCAACUCUGGCGAUGUCGAAUACGAAAUGCUCCUCCCUGCUGACAAUCAACCGCCACGGCACAUUAAUCGGGCCAGGUCUAGAGAAAUACGGCCUUUGUGGAUUUGCCUAACCCUUUGCUUCUUCUUCGCCUCGGGAUUCUUUGUUCACGGCUGGUGGUCUGGGGGUGUCAACCAGUCAAACCACCGUUCUAAGGAUCCGCCACUUUACGGUCAAUAUCGACAACGAGAAAGAAUGCUUUCACAACACAAUUCGUCCCAUCUCGACCCAGAAACCAAGUUUCUAUGGUUUGCCAAUCACGGAGAAGAUUUUGGUUGGGGAAACUACCUCCAAGAGCUGCUAUUUAAUGCAUAUCUGGCUUACGCCUCUCGGAGAUCAUUUGUCUUCGAUGAUUAUACCUGGCGUCGAACUGGGCCUGAUGUCGUUGAAUGGUAUGGUCACCGGAUUCCGGCAAGGAUACCAUUAAGCGCCAUUAUAACUGGACCGCUCGUCGGAGGAGAGUCUCCAAAUCUCAACGUUCCACCUGCGGUCUCGAGAGAAUACUACCUCAGUGUAUGCCCCGAAGACCAGCGCGUUAUUUUGAACACGCAAUCCAUUAACGCAGCUCUAGGGGAAACACCGAGCGCCAGCCAGAUAGUCCAGCGAUGGGUGACGGAGCUGGAUAAGAUAAACGCAACUUGUGUCGAACUCGACGAGCAAAGCCCUGCACUGUUCAGCUACAACGUUACAAACACUGCUCGAAUCCUUGACAUUCUUCCUCGUCUCUCAAAAUCACCUAUUCUUUCUGAUUUUGGCUGGUCACCACUUAUCUUGAGCGAAUUUUAUACCAACUUGCCGCACUUCGACUCAUAUACCGAAAUGGACACAAUAUCUACGACCGAGACCUCCACCAAACCACUAAAGGGGCUUCUCGUCAUACACAUUCGCCGAGGGGAUUAUGGUUGGUGGUGCAAGGAAGCAUGGAAGAACCGACAAGCGUUUACCGGUGUUAACAGCUUACCGGAGCUAUUGGACAAAUACCCACAUCCGCCAAAUGGCAGGGGACCUAAAGAGGUUUUCAGAAAACAUUGCUAUCCGACCAUCGAAGAGAUUGUCUCCAAAGUUUUACAGGUCGCGAAGGCCAAAAAGGACGUCAAAUGGGUCUACAUCAUGAGCAACGCAAAACGUGCUUGGUUAAGAAAACUUGUUGCUGCGCUUGAGGUCGCAUAUGAAUGGCAUAUGGUCAGCACAAGUCGCGAUUUAGAGCUUUCCUGGGAGGGAAAAUACGUUUCUCAAGCUCUGGAUAUGUAUGUGGGUCAGAGGGCUGAGCUGUUCAUUGGCAAUGGAUUUUCGAGUCUGACAUCCAACACUGUCCUUCUUCGGAGGCAAAAUCCUGAGCUCGACCCAUCCGACAUUCAUUUCUGGUAG